UGCGUCAUCGCAAAAAAGUUCUGAUCUCUUUUGUUUUUAUUGAAUUUUUACCAGUUUUUUCGGGUAAUAAAGCUAUUAAUGGCCCCGCAGCCGGUGGUAACGGGGCUCUCCCCCAAGGAGGGUCCACCUGGCACCCGCGUCAUCAUCCGCGGCGAGUUCCUGGGCACCCGGGUGCAAGAUCUAAUUGGUUUAAAGAUCUGCGGUUCGGAUUGCCUGCUAUCCGCAGAAUGGAAGUCGCCCAACAAGAUCAUCGCACGCACGGGUCCGGCGAAGGGCAAGGGCGACAUCAUAGUGACCACCCAGAGCGGCGGAAUGGGCACAUCCACGGUGCAGUUCCGUGCCUACCACGAAACCAUUGGUCCGCUCAAGGAAUCUGCCGUGUGGAUAGAGGAGUCGCCCUCGCAGAACUUUGCCUGGGGUCGUCGCACUUUAGCCCAGUCGGGAUUGACCCAGGAGGAUCCUUUGGGCCUCUCCAUCGAGGGCAACGAACAGAAGAUUCCCGAGGAUUUGCGUGAUUUGUUUCCCGAGGCCUGCGGCGAUCUCUCCCAAGAGCACUUCUCACCCUCGUGGUUCCUGCUGGAGAAUCAUCUGGCCACCUCUUUUGAGGACCUGAAGGCGGGACUGUCUUAUUUGAAGCGCAAGGUGGAGAGCCAGAAGGAGGGCCAGUUGUCCUUCCUCAAGUCGAAUGCGGGCUCGGUGAUUGACCAGCUGGACACGCUGAUGAACAUUAGGGACAAGCUGCAGGAGGAUGUCAAGCUGCAUGGGAACGAGACGCUGAAUGUACUGGAAACAUCCAUUGAAAACUCCAUCAGCGAGUCGCAGAAGAUCUUCACGGAUGUGCUGGUGCGCAAGGAGAAGGCCGACUCCACCAGGUCGGUUCUUUUUGCUCUCUCACGUCACAAGUUCCUCUUCUGCCUGCCCAAUUCGGUGGACCGGCGGGCCAAGGCGGGUGAGUACGACAUAGUUGUGAAUGACUAUUCCCGCGCCAAGAAUCUCUUUGGCAAAACGGAGAUUCCCAUCUUCCGCAAAGUCCUGGAGGAGGUGGACCACAGGAUACUGUCCAUUCGGAAGCAGCUGCACGAGAAGGUGGUCAAGAUGCCGCAGAGCGUGGAGCAGCAAAAGAAGCUGAUUAAGGCUUUGAUCAGCUUGGAGCUUCAGCAGAGCGGCACGCCCAUAGGCGAAAAGCUGAGGAAUAUCGAUCCCGCCUGGGAUGCCAUCGAAGCGAGGGCCAAGUACUUAGAGGGCACCUUCCGCCAGACCUUCGAGCAGCAUGCCAACAAGGAUUCGAGUGCGCAGGAGAAGGUUAAAAGCAGGGAUCCCAGCCAGGCACCCAGUCGUGUGAACUUUUGCGAGGAACUCUGCGACAUUGCCGCCUCACAGCUGCCGGAUUUGUGGCGUCUGGGGCAGCUUUACUUCACGGGAGAGCUGCGCGGUCCACAUGAUCCCAAGCCGGGUGACUUUAAGCGAAUGAUCCUGAACGCCAUUGAAAAGUUUUGUGUCUACUUGAGGCUCGCUAUCCUCAUUGCCGCCGAUCAACGUUCGCUGCGCCAGUCGAGCGGCCUUUCGUGGCCCAUUGGCUCCGCCUCGGCCACGCAUCAGUUUCUCCCCUGGAUUCCGCAGUGCCUGCGCUUCACGAGAAUAGCCUAUGCCACGCUGAUCAGCUUGGAUUUGCCCUCAGAAGCACUGGAUAUUAUACAGAAACUAAUAGACGAAGUGCGCCUGUUUUGCUUCUCGAUAAUCUUCAAGCGAGCCACGGAUCGUUGCAAGAAGCUGGGCAGCCAGGAGUCCUGGGAGCUGGGCGUGGAGGAGUAUCCAGGUGCCACCUUGCUGCCCGCUGCCCUAGAAACCCUGCUCAUUGAAACCCUAGACGAAGUGCAGUCGGUGUGCAUGCAGCGGGAGACGCGGGAGGGUAAUCUCCUCGAGCCGCAGUCGGAUGGUCAAAGGGAGGUUACGCAGCGCCUGCAGGAGCUCCUCUCCGCUUUUAGUGGUGUAAUAGAAGAGCUGGCCUUUCACUCGCACGACGAGGAGACGCCCACGCACAAUGUAUCCCAGCUGCUAGGAUUUCCAAAUGCCCAGCAACCGGAUUCGGUGGCCGGAGGAGGAGGAGGCGGAGCAGCAGCUGUCACCUGGGAGCAGCGGAUGCUCUGCUGCCUGGCCAACUAUGCGUACUGCAACAAGAGCUUCUUUGCUCGCAUCGGCGAGAUCUUCGUGCGCUACGGCUAUCCACUGCCCACUUUGGCCAUCGAAACAGCUCGCUACACGGUGAAUCAACUGUUUACCAAUCUCCUAGAGGAAUAUGUGGAGCACAAGGGCGAUCCCCUCGUGGGCACCAUAGAGCCUUCCAUGUAUUUGGGUCGCUUUCAGUGGGAUCACGAGAUGGAGAUCGGCCAAUUGCGUCCAUAUGCCCACGAAUGUUGCGAUAAUCUGGUUGGGGUUUACUCGGAGAUCUACAGUAUUUCACCAGCACUUUUGCGUCCGAUUCUGGAGUCCAUUGUGCAGACCAUCUCCGAGGAGCUGGCCCGCCUGAUGAGCUGCGUCCAGCGGUUUAGCUUCACGGGCGCCAUUCAGGCCCAUGUGGAUAUCCGACUGCUGAGGGAUUCGCUGGAGGGCUACGUGAAUGAAACGGCCAAAAACUACUUUAUGGAGGCACUGGAGGCCAUCAAUCCCCCGCUGAGCGGCGAGCAGAAGCGCAAGGCAGACGAGAUUCUGGAGCGGGUGAAGCGCAACAUGCGACUGCAACUCCUUUGCUUUAGCGUGAGGGAUCCCUAGGAACAUUCCACAUAGACUAAGCCUAAACUAUAUAAC
Messenger RNA from Drosophila takahashii, 2805 nucleotides. It is a transcript of the gene Sec5, whose product is annotated as secretory 5. Lineage: Eukaryota; Metazoa; Arthropoda; Insecta; Diptera; Drosophilidae. Gene Ontology annotation, cellular component: exocyst. The record is from RefSeq and is a predicted model, not a curated record. Gene Ontology annotation, biological process: exocytosis; Golgi to plasma membrane transport.